UCAGAGGCAGAGCUCUGAUGCUGUACUCAUUGCUCAAACUGGGUGCUAAGAUGUUAUCUUAUUUCGCCUUAUUUUAGGUUUCCGUUCACGCCAGCGGUUACUUCCUCGUUUGAUGGCUGAAGUUUUACGAAUAUCCUAGCUCUGACUUAGUUUCUGCUCUCCUCGAGUGUUGAGUGGGGAUGAAGCUAACAUACUAGCAGCAGUAGGUGAUGAUAUUCUUGGCGUUGUGAUUAGCUCACUAGCUUCAUCUUUUUAUUCGUGGCUAAUGGUAAGGAAGAGCAGCGCAGUGUAACAUUCCCCGGCUUGCUGCUACUUUCCUGCACUUCUGUUUUUAUAUCCUUCAAGACGGACAAGCGAGCUCGAAACCACGGGCUGCUGCGGUGAAAGACUUUUUAAUAGGAAGGGAAAUUAAAAACAGCUGAAACAGCAGCAGCUAGCCGGCUAGCUGCGUUUGCUGAACGGAGGAGACGGCUUCUUAGGAGAAAGGAAAGCCUGUAAUGGCCAACGAGCCGGUUAUUCUGAACGUGUAUGACAUGUACUGGAUCAAUGAAUUCACUACCUCUCUGGGUAUUGGGGUCUUUCACUCAGGGAUUGAGAUUUACGGCAGAGAAUUCGCUUAUGGAGGGCAUCCAUAUCCAUUUUCCGGCAUAUUUGAGAUAACACCUGGCGAUGCCACAGAGCUUGGGGAGACCUUUAAAUUCAAAGAGGCUAUCGUACUUGGAAGUACAGACUUCACAGAGGAGGACAUAGAACGGAUCACGGAGGAGCUAGGAAAGGAGUACAAGGGUAACGCGUACCACCUCAUGCACAAGAACUGCAAUCACUUUUCCUCAGCACUGUCAGAGAUCCUGUGUGGUCGUGAGAUUCCACGCUGGGUGAACAGACUGGCCUACUUCAGCUCAUGUGUGCCCUUCCUACAGAGCUGCCUGCCUAAAGAGUGGCUGACUCCAGCAGCACUACAGUCCAGCGUGAGUCAGGAGCUGCAGGGUGAGCUGGAGGAAGCCGAGGAUGCUGCUGCCUCAGCCUCGGCCUCCACGCCUCGUCCCAGCCGACACCAGCCACGCCGAUAGACUCCUCUGCCAUGACUGACAGGCCUCAGAGGCUGCCUCAAAGCUCCUGCUGCCAACAGAGCCCACCCCUUCCAGUGACAGACCUGCAAUCCACCAGCAGCGUAGACAAGCCCUGUCCUAUCAGUGAAUGGCUCUGACAGAACCAUUGAGGGCCCUGCACUAAUGGUUUUAUUGUCUUGGGUUUUUUUGGUCAAGGACCCUGAGGAUUUUCUGCCUGAUUUAUUGAAAAACACUCAGAGUUGAUUUUAUCAGUGUUUAAAACAUUUUAAUACUUGUUGCCUCUAAUGUUUUGUUUUGGAAACUCAGGACAGAAAGACAUUUUCCAUACCAAUUUUCCUAACUCACCUGAAGGGUUUGAAGGUUUUUUUUUUGUUUUUCUUUCUUAAUGUUAAUUUAAUGCUGUUUGCAACGCUGGAUUUUCUCACUCGCCAUUCUUUCCUCGAUCACCCAUCACCUCAGUGCAUCUUUUUUGAAAAAGGGAGCUUUUGAUUACAAAAAGUAGUGUUUAUGUCCAUGUAUUUAUAGGUUCUUACACAGAAGCUGACACCUGGGCCAAAUGACCCCACUUUUGUACUGACACGUGUCCCAUGUCUACCCACCUUGGUGAUUGUGCCUAAAGAUUUUUACUGUUACUUGCUCAAAGAGAGCUCUGCACUCUUUCUCUACAGUUUACCCGUCGGUCUGCUUCGAGUAGCAGACUCCUUCGUACCCUGCAAAACCUACUUCAGAUGUUUUACACCUUUUAGGUUUUUAGAGUCUUCUAUGUAUUGGAGAUGCUGUUUGUAUUCCAUUUUCUGAUUAUUAAAGAGAACGACAACUUUUUGUUUCGGAAAAAUGAUUGACUUGUUCUGAUGAAUAGUCCAAACGAUCCUUUUUAGUGAAAUGAGCAGGGCGAGCGUUGUUGACCGGAAUAGUUCAAUGGCUUUCUCUUCCGAUCUACGUGAAUGUUACGAAAAACCAAAGAAAAACCGUUCAAUUGCAAACCUCUAAGCUGCUCUAUCAGAGCAGUGUGUUGGAUUUACUUUACUUCAGCGCUGACGUAUCAAAGCGUAAACUUGCUAAUCAAACGCUGAGACGUAACAUGUGAUUAGAAACC
This is a messenger RNA of Ictalurus furcatus (blue catfish), 2166 nucleotides long. RefSeq names its product desumoylating isopeptidase 2 (gene desi2). The record is from RefSeq and is a predicted model, not a curated record. Bases 498 to 1070 code for a protein of 190 amino acids. Gene Ontology annotation, biological process: protein deubiquitination. The transcript is spliced from 5 exons. NCBI's taxonomy places the organism in Eukaryota, Metazoa, Chordata, Actinopteri, Siluriformes, Ictaluridae. Gene Ontology annotation, molecular function: deubiquitinase activity.